Molecule: messenger RNA, 2646 nt
Organism: Sycon ciliatum
Lineage: Eukaryota; Metazoa; Porifera; Calcarea; Leucosolenida; Sycettidae
Exons: 1
Coding region: 1-2646 (881 amino acids)
Biological process (GO): proteolysis
Molecular function (GO): zinc ion binding; aspartic-type endopeptidase activity; nucleic acid binding
Source: RefSeq, a predicted model, not a curated record
AUGUCCCUGCUGCCACUACCGCCUCCGGAGCCAUUCCCGAUCUACAGCAGUCUCUACGACGCUGCCGCCCGUUUUCCUGCUUGGGAACGGAGUUUCCGACUCUAUGUCACAGCAGCCGGCAUCUCAGACGACACUCGCCAGAGACACACUUUCCAGUAUGUGGCUGGCAAGGACAUCCAGCAGCUCGUCCCUACAUUAGCCGACACUGGCGACGAUCUGGACGAUCUUAUAUCCGCCGUCGCCGAAUAUUUCCAGUCGAAGCAGAGCCCUAGCAUGGCCCGCUUCCACUUCCGUCAGGUCACGCAGCAGCCUGGCGAAACGUUCGACACUUUCUAUACUCGUUUGCUGGCAUCGGCAACGACCUGCAGUUUCGCCGACGACGACCAGAAGAACGUGGCUCUCUGUGAUCAAAUUGUGGCAGGAUGCACGUCAGAUCCACUCCGCAGAAAACUGCUGGAGACUGCGGCCCUUGAUCUCGACAAGGCACUCAAGGCCGCCAGAGCAUUUGAAGCGUCUGUGGAACAGACGACGGCGUUCCGGCGCACAAAAGACUCGGUCAAUGCCCUCCGUCAUCAGCCGCCGUUCUACAACAGGGCACAGCCGCCUCCUGCUACUGUUUCAGCUCCGUCGCGUCGACCGAUGCAGUCUUCGCCACAUCCAGCUGCAAACUUGUACCACCAGCCACCUGCCCCAGUCGCCACUCGCGCUCCAGGCCAACGGGAUCGGGAAUCCAGCACAUCGCGCUGCUACCGCUGUGGAGAGCCAGGCCACCGGUCCUGUGAUGCUGCACGGGGCCUGCGCUGCCCCAAGUGUGGCAAGUGGGGCCACUUGGCCAAAGCUUGUUUGUCCACACCAAGUACUAGUAGUAGUAGUGGUCCAGCUUCAGUACACAUGAUGUCAGACCCACUGUACUCUCUGUCUCAUGCUCACAGCAUGGACACCAGCCACACUUCAGCUGAUGCUCAUCCAUACACUGCACCUACUAGUACUAGCCCAGCAGUGGCUCCACAGGACCCAGUUUACCUCUCACAGGCAGCUCAUUUCCUCCCUGACUAUGAGUAUGAGGCAUUCACAACUUACCGUGAUGAUGCUGCGGCCACCAGUGCACACGUCACAGCCACUAUCAAUGGCACAGAGUUGCCAGUCCUAAUCGACUCUGGUGCGUCCACAAACAUCAUGACACGGGCCGACCUCAUUCGCAUUGCACCUGCCGUGCAGAUAACACCAGCCGCCGCCAAAAUCUACGCCUUUGGCGCGUCCGCUCCCCUGCCUCUUGCAGGUCAGGUUCACCUGCCCGUGGCGCAUGGCCAGCAUAGCCUCAGCUGUACAUUUGCCAUAGUUGACCUACCACGGUCCGUUACGCUGCUCGGCCGUGACUCCGCCUCUCGCCUCGGCCUGCUGCGCAUCGGCCCUGCCACUGACCACGCCUCUGCUACCACAGACGCCGCACCAGAUGCGCCCACAGCUGCAACUGCGGCCAUUCUGAGCCGCUUCGACUCGCGCUUCCACGGGCUCGGCUGCGUCCAGGACGUCCAGGCCCACAUCUACGUCCAGCCCGACACCGCACCAGUGGCCCAUCCUCCAUCCCGUGUACCUGUCCAUCUGCGGGAAGCCACCAUCGAAGAACUACGUCGGCAACAGGACCUCGACAUUAUCGAGCCUGCUACCGGUCCGACUCCCUGGGUGGCACGAAUGGUCGUCGUCCCUAAGUCGCAACCGGGCCAGGUCCGGAUCACCCAUGACUACCGUGACGUCAAUGCCGCUGCCUGGCGUGAGCGCCAUCCUAUUCCCACUAUUGAGGAGAUCACUGACACCAUGGCUGACGCACAGUGGUUCUCAGAACUCGACCUGAACAUGGCAUUCCACCAGAUCUGUCUACACCCUGAGUCACGUCGCUACACAGUUUUCUCCACUCCUCUGGGUCUCAUGCGCUGUAAACGUCUGCCCAUGGGCGUAUCGUCCGCAUCCGAGAUCCUACAGCGCGCACUGGACGCCAUUCUCGCUGGCCUCGACGGUGUGAAGAACGUCCACGACAAUAUCUUCAUCUUUGGUAAGAGCGUCGAAGAGCACAACCUACGACUCGUCGCCUGCCUCCAGCGGCUCCAAGAUCACAACGUUACACUCAACCGAGCCAAAUGUCACAUCCUCAAGUCUCGGCUCGAGUUCAUGGCUAGCGUCUACUCCGACAAGGGCAUCCGCGCCUCUCCCAGCCACCAGCAGUCUGUGGCUGCAUUCUCUACGCCAUCUUGCGUCAGCGACAUACAGAGUUUCCUGGGUCUCACCAACUUCCUCCGCCGUUACAUUCCUAACAUGGCCGAUCUCACCACGCCACUCCGCGCUCUCACUAAGAAAGGUACUGUUUGGCGUUGGACUGAUGUUGAGCAGCAAUCAUUUGAUGCACUGAAGGAGGCCAUCGCCGAAGACCGCAUGCUGCAAUACUUCGACCGCAAGCGGUACACAUCACUGUAUGUUGACGCAUCGCCCACCGGCCUCGGCGCAAUCCUGUGUCAACGCCAAGACAACGGCCACGAUGCACCCGUAGCGUUCGCCAGCCGUGCACUCUCCGAUGUCGAGCAGCGGUAUUCCCAAACUGAACGGGAAGCAUUGGGCGUCAAGUUUGGUGCCUUCGUUUUCACCACUACUUAG